This is a messenger RNA of Cynoglossus semilaevis (tongue sole), 1336 nucleotides long. RefSeq names its product claudin-4-like. NCBI's taxonomy places the organism in Eukaryota, Metazoa, Chordata, Actinopteri, Pleuronectiformes, Cynoglossidae. Gene Ontology annotation, cellular component: bicellular tight junction; membrane. The record is from RefSeq and is a predicted model, not a curated record. Gene Ontology annotation, molecular function: structural molecule activity. The transcript has a single exon. Bases 207 to 842 code for a protein of 211 amino acids.
AUUUCUGAGAUGUCAGCACCCAUAAAGGUCACAGGAUCUCUGUUUGUGUGUAAACUUCUCUCGGCCAAUAGGAGCAGACUACUGUGGUUUCACAUACCCUCAUUUCUCAGCGCUUUCUCCUUUGACAGGAAACUAUAAAUAGAGGCUCAAACUCUUCCAACUGUCUUUCUUUCGGGGUCUAAUGUCCAGCCAACACAACUGACAAGAUGGUUUCUCAAGGAAUUCAGAUCAUUGGUAUAGCCAUGGCGUUGAUCGGCUGGUUAAUGGUGGCGGUGGUCUGCGCCUUGCCCAUGUGGAAGGUGACGGCGUUCAUCGGGGCCAACAUCAUCACGGCGCAGACUGUCUGGCAGGGCUUGUGGAUGAACUGCGUGGUGCAGAGCACGGGCCAGAUGCAGUGUAAGGUGUAUGACUCCAUGCUGGCUCUGGCGCAGGACCUGCAGGCCGCUCGGGCCAUGAUCAUCAUCUCGAUUCUGACGGGAAUCUUUGGCGUGAUCCUGUCCAUCGCCGGGGGGAAGUGCACUAACUGUAUAGAGGACGACAAAUCCAAAGCCAAGGCCUGCAUCCUGUCUGGAGCUUUGUUCAUCGUCUCGGCGUUUCUCUGUCUUAUUCCCGUCUCCUGGUCCGCCCACACCAUCAUCACCAAUUUUUACAAUCCUUUGCUGCUUGAGGCUCAGAGGUACGAGCUCGGGGCGGCAUUGUACCUUGGCUGGGCUGCAGCUGCACUGUUGCUGAUGGGAGGGGGGCUAUUGUGCUGGAACUGCCCCCCAAAGAAUCAACAACCCCGCUAUGUGCCCAAAUUCACACCGGUGAAGUCUGUAUCCACAUCAAGAGAAUAUGUGUGAGGUGGACUGUCAUUGUCAUACGGAGCCUCAAGGUCACAACAAGCGUAGUUCACAUUUAGAAGUCACAUGGUACUGUGUCUGAACCAGCAGUGCAGUUCAAUUUUAAUAUGGCUAAUGUGCGUUUUUUAAGACCACGCCUUUCCUCUCAGUGAACUUUUGUCUAUCAUUUGCAUGUGUAGCUGCUUUUCCACGUCCCUGGUCUGUUGACUGCCACACCCAGCGACUUCACCUGUAACGUUACUGCUGUGUUUUCAUGCUGUCUGAAUACCAUGAGAAAGAGCCGCUUUCGCCGUUCUGUUUCUGUGCCCUGAUUCUUGUAAAUAUUUAUCCAGAGUCACAUUAAAGUAGGAAUUUUAAAGAUUAUCUGUUAGUGAUGACAUUUGCAGUUUCUUAAAUGUAUAGCUUGUUACCUGUGCAUUAAUGAGUUGGAACUGAGGCACUGAUUUCUGUAUUUGCAUGAGGAGAUCUUUGUAAAUAAAAUAUUCUUAAAAGCU